GCCCGGCCAGCUGGGUCCGGGGCUGACCUGUCAUCGCAAACCCGGGACCCCGAGGCCGCCGGCCCUCUCCCUCCCUUCUCGGCCCUAAACGCCACUUUCCCUUCCAUCAAGCCUCUCCCAGACCCGAGGCCUGGUUACUCAGUCGCUCCGUCGCCUGUCCCGGGAGAGCAAGUCAUUCCAGUCCCACAGGCUGCAGUCCUCACACCCGGGUCGCUGCUAAGGGGCCGAGGCUUCACUCUUCCCUCAGCUCCAGGGCCGUCCUGCGGGGGUGCUGGCGGCCACAGCCAGGGACACCCCAGGACACCCCUGCUGCAGCCUCUCCGCCUGGGGCCCGGGGCCUGGACAAUACUGGCUCCUGAUGGUUGGCCUCUCCCAGGCCCUGCAGUGGUUGGGAAAGGCUCUGUCCUGUGCCCUGAUGUGCUGGUUCUGUGGUUGACACCUGGGUCUAGCGAGGGCGAGCCCUGAUGUGCACCUUUUGCACGUGCUCGUGGCUGAUUUCAAGCUGCCACCAGUGUGACAACCGGCUCCUAGACCUGCAACCGUCCGGCCAUGACACGAGCUGCUCCAGUGCCGCUGCCCGGGCGGAGCUCUGCCUGCCGCAGGGAGCAGCAGGCUGGCUGAGUUACCCAGUGCGCUAGGAGCUGGCGCGUUCUGCGAGGAGAGAAGACAGAGAGCCGGCAGGGAGGCAUUCGUGCGUGGCGGGACUAAAAGCUCCUACCAUUUAGGAAACAAUAGAAAACGACAAAGAUGAAGUUGAGGUCAGGGCCUUGGAAGUGGCCUGUACAAGGUCCUUAAAGACUUCCAACUUCCAGGUAAAUCUGCUACUAAGAGCAGGGUAGGGGGCAAGGGUGUCCAGUGGCUCUGUGAGAAAGGCCAGUGCAGGGACAGAGGUGGGUCAGUCUGCUGUUGUGCAGGACCAGGCUGGGGCUGGCUGAGCGGGGGGAGUUUAGGGGGGACGGGGCCACAGAGGGAACUGGGGCUCAAUCAGGCAGGGCCUGGCAGGCCCCCCAAAGGACUUUGGUUUUUCCUGUGAGUGACUGGCUUUUCUCAUGCCCCAGGCUGCAGCAGCUGUGGGUGCCACCUCCCGAGGCUCACUAUGCCUGCUCCGUGGAGGAGGGACAGUGCGGUGGGUGGGGGUGGCAGAGGGAGGUGCCUUAGAAGGUGGGUGUAGAGAUCCAAGUGAGAGAUGAGGAGGCUCAGACCAGGGUGGGGGCAGCCAAGAGGCCAGGUGUGCUGCUGGGCGUGCAGGUUGCAGGUCCUCCGUCCCCUCGAGGAGCAGCAGGGGUGGAGGCUGAUGGGUAAAUGGGAGGUGGGAGGGAGCGCACAGCCGUGAGCAACCUCUUUGAGAGGCUGGGAGGGAACGGAGCAUGGGGGGUGGGGGGCAGGGCUCUGUUGCGAGAGGGAGUUGGAUUCUCAAGGUGAAGCCGGGGUGUGAGCACUGCCACGGGCCCCGUCUGCACCCCCAUCUCCCUUUCUGUGACGAGGAUUCGCUGCACCUUCGGGGGUUGGCCGUGAUGACAACAAUGACGGUGGAAGACGGGAAGACUGGGCAGGUGCACAGACCAGGGAGAGAGCCAGAGGAGGGAGUCGAGGAGGCAGAGGAAGGCUGUGCUGGGAAGCACUUGCCACAGCAGGCUUGGGACGGCCCCAGCAGCCGGGCCGUGGUUGCGAUGGCAGAGGCAGAGGAGGGGGGACCGGCAGUGGAGCUCAGCGGGCUGCCCCCCGACAUCCCGGAUGAGCUGCUCACACUCUACUUUGAGAACCACCGACGCUCUGGGGGGGGCCCUGUGCUGAGCUGGCAGAGACUGCCAGGGCCCCUGGGCACCGUGGUCUCCUUCCAGCAGUGGCAGGUGGCCGAGCGGGUGCUGCAGCAGGACCACCGGCUACAGGGCUCGGAGCUGAACCUGGUCCCCCACUACGACGUCCUAGAGCCCGAGGAGCUUGCUGCGGACGCCAGUGGAGGGGACCACUCGGCCAAGUUGGGGUCUGGGGCCACUGAGCAUGCCUUUCUGGAGGCUGGAGAGCCAGCGAGGGCACUGGAGGGUGUGGGGGCUGUGACCUUGGGCUCUAAGGAGGCACCAGGCCAGUCAGGAGCCCCUUCAAGGACAGAGCCCAUCGGGUCUCUGGGGCAGGCCGCACCAGUCAGCUCGGGGCCCGUGGGGUCCUCGGACCAGCGGGGGCUAGAGAGCCUGGGGCUCCCGGGGUCCUCAGGGCAGGCAGAGCCAGUCAGCUCAAGGCCUGCAGAGUCCCCAGGCCCCGUGGGGUCAGUGGAGAAUGCCCUGGGGCCUCCAGAGCAGAUGGGAUCAGGGAGCCUGGAGCCUGGGGCGCCCCCGGAGCAGGAGGGGCUGGUGGAGAUGGUGCUGUCGAUGGAGCCGGGCACCAUGCGCUUCAUGCAGCUCUAUUAUGAGGACCUUCUUGCUGGCCUGGGAGAUGUCGCCCUCUUCCCACUUGAGGAAUCAGAUAUGACCGGCUUUCGACUCUGUGGAGCCCUGGCCCCGUGCCAGGCAGCGGAGGAGUUUCUGCAGAGUCUGCUGGGCAGCAUCAGCUACCACGUGCUGAGCCUGAAGCUCCCGGGCAGCGCCAGGUUCCUGCGGGGCCCCGAGGGGCAGCACCUGCUCCGGGAGCUGGAGGCUCAGUUCCAGUGCGUCUUCGGGACGGAGCGCCUGGCCGGGGAUGCCCUGGACACAGACCCCGCAGAGGUGGACCCCACUGAGGCCCUCCAGGCCCUCCCUGGCCAAGCCCACACUCCGUGGCCCCCGGACAGUACAGGCAGAGACCCGGAGAACCUGAGCCUCGAGGAGGUCCGAGAGCUACUGGCCACUCUGGAGGGCCUGGACAGGGAGGACUGGCUGCCCCUGGAGCCUGGGGAGGAGGAACCGGAGGAGCAGCCAGAGGAGGAGCAGCCAGAGGAGGAGCAGCCAGAGGAGGAGCCCGUGGCCCCCAGCACCGGGGGCCCCGAGCACCUGGAGGAGGAGGCGGCGCUGCAGCUGGCUCUCCACCGGUCCCUGGGGCCACAGGGCCAAGAGGCUGAGCAGGAGGAAGCUGCUGCGUUGCAGCGGGCGCUGGCCCUCUCCCUGCUGGAGCCGACCCCCCUGGAGGCCGAGGAGGAGUUCCUGGGUGGGGGGCCUGGUGGCCAAGCCCAGCUGGUGGUGCAUGUGGACUUUGAGCAGGACAUGGACGAGCUGGACCGGGCACUUCGGGCUGCCCUGGAGGCACACCUCCGGGAGGAGACAGUGGGGCUCCGGGGUCACACGCUGCCCGCAGAGCUGCUGGCCCGCCUGGAGCGGCGCCACGGUGUGAGCGUUGCCCUUCACGAUGACCGCGCUGUCCUCCGUGGCUUUGGGGCCCAGCCCACCCGUGCAGCCUGCCACUUAAGGGCACUACUGGCUGGCCCCUGGGGUCAGAGUGUGACCUAUCCUUUGGAGGCUUCGAGCCCCACCGGGCCACAGCAGAGGCCGAAGGGGCCCUGGGGCAAGCUGGAGUGUCUGGCUGAGGACAGCCCUGAGUUCCAGGAGGUGGUGCAGACCUUCUAUGACACCCUGGACUCUGCCCACAGCAGGAUCCGCAUCGUCCGGGUGGAGCGCGUGCUGCACCCGCUGCUGCAGCAACAGUACGAGCUGCACCGAGAGCGCCUGGAGCAGCGCUGCGAGCAGCGGCCGGUGGAGCACGUCCUGUACCACGGCACGUCGGUGCCCGCUGUCCCCGAAAUCUGUGCCUACGGCUUCAACCGCAGCUUCUGCGGCCGCAAUGAGGGCCAUGGGCUCCUGCGUUACGACAGCGCCGUGGACUGCCUCCGCCAGCCCAGCAUCUUUGUCAUCUUUCACGACACCCAGGCGCUGCCCACCCACCUCAUCACGUGCGAGCGCAUACCUGGGGUUCCCCUUCGGGACCCCUCUGGGCCCUCGGGCCACUCCCCGGACUCCUAACCCCAGCGGUCCCGCUCGGCUCUGUCCCGCUCGGCUGGCCUCCUGCUCUCCCCAGCCCCAGCUGCACACAGCCUUACGGAUCUGCUGCCGGAGCCGCCCCUGCCUCCUGUCGAGGUGCGGGGACGGGGAGAGCAGCGAGGAGGGCUGGGGCGGGGUCCCCUCAGGGGCGCGCCCAGCCACCAGGGGUCAGCAGAGCCCAGGAGGAGGGCUGACGGCCCACACCCUCCGCCGAGGCCACACCUCUCUUAAGCGCGACUCUGUUAUUUGAAUAAACGUGGAACCAGGCAGAGGGA
Messenger RNA from Myotis brandtii (Brandt's bat), 4219 nucleotides. It is a transcript of the gene PARP10, whose product is annotated as poly (ADP-ribose) polymerase family, member 10. The coding region runs from base 1368 to 3926 and encodes 852 amino acids. Gene Ontology annotation, cellular component: nucleus; cytoplasm. The transcript is spliced from 11 exons. Gene Ontology annotation, molecular function: transcription corepressor activity; NAD+ poly-ADP-ribosyltransferase activity. Gene Ontology annotation, biological process: negative regulation of gene expression. Lineage: Eukaryota; Metazoa; Chordata; Mammalia; Chiroptera; Vespertilionidae. The record is from RefSeq and is a predicted model, not a curated record.